Messenger RNA from Trypanosoma cruzi, 849 nucleotides. RefSeq lists its product as uncharacterized. Gene Ontology annotation, biological process: aerobic respiration; tricarboxylic acid cycle; respiratory electron transport chain. Gene Ontology annotation, molecular function: iron-sulfur cluster binding; electron transfer activity. Lineage: Eukaryota; Euglenozoa; Kinetoplastea; Trypanosomatida; Trypanosomatidae. The transcript has a single exon. The record is from RefSeq and is a predicted model, not a curated record. The coding region runs from base 1 to 849 and encodes 282 amino acids.
AUGGGAAGGGAUUCCACGCGAGAGUUCACAUACGCGCACAGACACCCACUCGAGGAACAUCAUCUUUCACAUCAGCAAUCGUGGCAACAAAAAGAAACAGACUUGGCCAGGGUCAUAAUAUACCGAAUGCUGCGUAAGAUUACCACUCCGUACAAAAUAUCCGUGCGCCGCACCACCUCAACGGCGCCGGAAGCCACGUCAAAGAAGGCCAUUCUACGGUUGAUUCGCUUCGACCCCACAACAAACAGACAACGAAUAGAAAGUUAUGAGUACGACAAGCAGCAUGAAUACAUGGUUCUUGACCUUAUCACGGCAGUAAAGGCGCAUCAGGACCCCACGCUAGCUUUUCGUGCUUCCUGCUGCGAAGGUGUCUGUGGCAGUUGCGCCAUGAACAUUAAUGGCAUUAACAGUCUUGCCUGUAUCACAUUCUCUCAGCAGGUGACAACAGUGGGGCCGUUACCGAACUUUCCAGUCAUCAAGGACUUUGUCGUCGACCUUCGCCACUUCUUCCGGCAAUAUGCGCAAAUUCGUCCAUUCGUGCGCAACACAAAUCUUGAUCGCAGUCGCGUAGAAAACAUUAUUGAGCGGUACGAUACACUUCGAAAAGUCAUUCAUGGCGUCAGCCCUCAUGGGAUCCCUACGGACUCGGAUGUGCCACGCGGCGGCAACGUGGAGACAGAGGUGGUGGGUCUUCUUCGUCUUUUAGACGCAAUUUCUGAGGCGGGCAACGUCACGCACCUUGUGAGUACGCUGGAAGAGCUGGAGGCGAAGGGCGUUCAGCUGGACCAGGCCAAAGUGAAGGAACUCAUCGAGACAACGCUGCGGAAGCAUGGCGAACGAACAAAGUAG